Molecule: messenger RNA, 1010 nt
Organism: Saccostrea cuccullata (small rock oyster)
Lineage: Eukaryota; Metazoa; Mollusca; Bivalvia; Ostreida; Ostreidae
Exons: 4
Coding region: 184-804 (206 amino acids)
Source: RefSeq, a predicted model, not a curated record
GUACUCCUCAGAUGGCUAAAUCAUUGUAUUAACCGAAAAAACAGCAAUAUUUGUAUAAUAUAUGAAAUUGUUGCUAGAAAAAACUUGCCUAUAUAGCUAUACAUUUUUAAAAAAAUAUUAUUAGAUAAUCUAAGACCUAUUCUUUGGACAUUAGAUGUGAUGUAUAAAGGUACUAACUAGUAAAUGAUGGCAGAGAAGAGAGAUUGUGAAGGAACGACGGAAGAUGAGGGAGAUGACAUUAAAAGAAAACGAUUGGAUACGAACGCCUUUGCUGGAACAAGUAACGACAUUUCUGAUGAUACAAUUAGUCAGUAUGACAAAGAUCCGUUAUCAGAUUUAACAAGGAAUCAGCGUGUCGUUCUCUACACCCUGUUCCUGUGUUUUGAAGAUCCUGAUUAUAUCUUUCUGGAUGACGAUGACGGCACUAUGGGAGACAUUGAUGUCAGGAAGACACUGGAGGGGCUGGAGGACAGGGGACUGGUGAUACGUGUCGGAGAAAUGUUUAACAGUGACAGAACUGUGUAUACUGUCGAUAUUGAGAAACUAAAUGAGAUAAUUCAAUCUUACAUAAAGAACUGUCUACUGAGUGACAUAGACAAAGACUUCUUCAUAGACGUGGCCGGCUAUUCCCCCUUACGUGUCUGGUAUACAACACAGGCCCCUAUCAUUAACCGUGAUAUUUUAAACCCACAAGCCGGUAGAUCUAUAACAUUCAUGAGACUGAUGAUGGAGGGGAGGAUGGACGAUGUAGAAUGUAUUAAAGAAAAUUGUGCUGCAAUAUUAAACAGGAUUAUCCUUUUAUGAAAUGAUUCCACACAUGUUAAAUCACUCAGGGAAAAAAAGGGAAGUUUAGCCUUGCGUGAGCAUUAAACUGACUUGUUGCAUGCUCUUCAAAAACAGUCCUUGCUUUAUGAAAAACAUAAUCAACCUUUUCGUAAAUAAAAAAAUGUUAAUUUUAUCACACAGGUAUUAAUAAGUUUUAAAGUAUAUACUAGUAUAUACAGAUGUAU